Scatophagus argus is the source of this 995-nucleotide messenger RNA. It is a transcript of the gene ciao2a, whose product is annotated as cytosolic iron-sulfur assembly component 2A. The record is from RefSeq and is a predicted model, not a curated record. Bases 129 to 614 code for a protein of 161 amino acids. Lineage: Eukaryota; Metazoa; Chordata; Actinopteri; Scatophagidae. The transcript is spliced from 5 exons.
AAACAGCUUUAUGUUACGCUGUCCGCAGUACGUCGAUGCUAACAGCGUACACAUGAAGACGGAGAUCCGCUGAAGCUACACGAACGGUCGCGUCGGUCGGUCCUCUCUAUUAUGGCGUUUUCUAAAAAAUGGAAAUAGUGUUCAGCCUUGUGUCGUUAACUGUCACCAAGGUUCUACAGUUUUCUGGAUUCGUGGACAAGAGGAAUGUCCUGAAGACGAAGAGGAUGGAGGAGAAAGCGUUAGAAGUGUACGAUGUGAUUCGAUCGAUCCGUGACCCGGAGAAGCCCAACACCCUGGAGGAGCUGGACGUGGUGACGGAGAAAUGUGUGGAGGUCCAGGAGCUGGCAGAGGACGAGUACCUCAUCCUUAUCAAGUUCUCUCCGACCGUCCCUCACUGCUCUCUGGCUACUCUGAUUGGCCUCUGCUUACAAGUGAAGCUGCAGCGAUGUUUGCCGUUCAAACACAAGCUGGAGGUUUACAUUUCAGAAGGAACCCAUUCAACUGAGGAAGACAUUAACAAACAGAUCAACGAUAAGGAGCGAGUGGCUGCCGCUAUGGAAAACCCAAACCUGAGGGAGAUCGUGGAGCAGUGUGUGACCGAGCCCGACGACUGACGGAGGACGACACUGUGUGUGUGUGUGUGUGUGUGUGUGUGAGAGAGAGUGUGUCCACAGCGCCUGAGGAUGUUUUUCUGCUGAUUCCUGGCCGUCUCUCUGGAUUCGUCUUCUGGUUGGGUGCUGCUCGGGGGGAUUUGCUGGAGAGCCUCCAGUCAGAAGCUUGAAUGUUGAGCUGUGAAUAAAGCAGGAUGGAGGCUGGGAUGGAGCCACGGCAUUGGCUUUGGGACGGCCGCGGGUCUUUGUGGUCGGUGGAAGUGGGCCAGCGUUUUGUCUUCUGUGGUGAUUCUGCUUUUGUUAAGGCACUCAUGGGGUGAUUCACUCAGAAAAUGAGAAUAUUUUUGAGGUGAUUGUUUUAAUAAAAGGAUGUGAUACAAAUGA